This is a messenger RNA of Gadus morhua (Atlantic cod), 3682 nucleotides long. RefSeq names its product solute carrier family 35 member E2A. The record is from RefSeq and is a predicted model, not a curated record. The transcript is spliced from 9 exons. Bases 775 to 1995 code for a protein of 406 amino acids. NCBI's taxonomy places the organism in Eukaryota, Metazoa, Chordata, Actinopteri, Gadiformes, Gadidae.
CUACCAUAGAUUCAUGCUGGUGCCGAAAUAAUAAUGCAUGUAAUAAUGAUGCCAAACUACAAAAUAUUUCCUGCAGAAAAUGCGUCGAGUGCUGUGGUGCAAAGUGAGGUUUAAGUAGAAAGGGUUUAUUUGUAUGGGCCCAUGUGCCUAUUAUACCAUAGUAAAUAUUUAGCCAGAAGCUACUGAUUCUUCCAGUGUAUUUGGUGACAUUGUAACACUAGCGGCCGCCACCGUCUGAUGUCCGCCACUAGGGGGCGUUGACCCGCACAACAAACACCAGCGAACAGCCGCCGCCACACAAAGACAAUGCUCACCCCACACACACAAAAAGCAGUCUGAUCUCAUAUGAUCCCAAACUUCCCGUGGUUUGACUUCGCUCCUCACUGGAAGCACGCUGGAUUGUAACUGGAAAACAUUACACAGCCUAAACAUAAGAACAAUAUCAACCAAGGGAGACGGACCCACCAUAACGUUAGUGUGUACAGGAGGACGUAACUAUUGGACAAGAGGCGUGCAAGCUUCCACUGAGGCUUUUUAAACCUGGCACUGUGCGCCCAGAGGCGAUCCCCGGGAUUUCUGACAGUUGAGGAACAGUUUGAGAGUGCUGCCAUGUUUGCACCACCACCACCACCACCUGCUUGACUCCUACCCUGGGGCAAGAUGGACUGACGACCGAGACCGCGGUCCACUCCUUGCGCUUUCGUCGGUGCACCCAGGAGGAGUCGUGUUGGAUAAGUGUCGGUGGGACGGUGCGCCCGAACAACAACCAGCACCAUGGUUGCUAACGGUCCGACCAGCGGCAGAUGCCCGUGGCUGCGUCUCUUCUCCCCGUUCCAGAGCAGCCGGGAGCGCGUGGUGCUGACCCGCAGCGAGAGCAUGCACGGUGAAAGUGUGUUGAAGAUCACCGUCACCGAGACCACGGUGAUCGAGGCGGAGUCCGGCGUCUGGAACCUGCGCUCCAUGUCAUACCUGGUGCUGUGGUUCUUCUUCAGCUUCUGCACGCUCUUUCUCAACAAGUAUAUUCUGUCGCUUCUGGAGGGAGAGCCGAGCAUGCUGGGUGCUGUCCAGAUGCUGUCCACCACCAUCAUCGGGUGCCUCAAAAUGUUUGUCCCCUGCUGCCUCUACAAGCACAAGACCCGCACCGAGUAUCCGUCCAACUUCGUCAUGACCAUGCUGUUUGUUGGCCUGAUGAGGUUCACCACGGUAGUGCUGGGCCUGGUCAGCCUGAAGAACGUGGCCGUGUCUUUCGCCGAGACGGUGAAGAGCUCAGCGCCCAUUUUCACGGUCAUCAUGUCCCGCCUCAUCCUGGGGGAGUACACAGGAUUGUGGGUAAAUCUCUCCCUGUUCCCCAUCAUGGCCGGCCUGGCACUGUGUACGGCCACAGAGCUCAGCUUCAACAUGCUGGGCUUCUCCGCAGCCCUCUCCACCAACAUCAUGGACUGUUUACAGAAUGUUUUCUCCAAAAAGCUGCUCAGUGGUGACACCUACAAAUUCAGCCCACCAGAGCUGCAGUUCUACACCAGCGCAGCAGCUGUCAUCAUGCUCAUUCCUGCCUGGGUGUUCCUGCUGGACAUUCCAGUGAUCGGGAAGAAUGGGCGGAGCUUGGUCUGGAGUCAGGACGUGGUGCUGCUGCUGCUGUUUGACGGAGUGCUGUUCCACCUGCAGAGCGUCAGUGCCUACGCCCUGAUGGGCCGUAUCUCCCCCGUCACCUUCAGCGUGGCGAGCACGGUGAAGCACGCCCUGUCCGUGUGGCUCAGCAUCAUCGUGUUCAGCAACCACAUCACGCUGCUGGGUGCGGCGGGCUCGGUGCUGGUGCUGCUGGGCGUGCUGCUCUACAACCGGGCCCGCCAGGCCCAGAGGAGGGCUCUGAGGGCCAUGGCCAGCCGGCAGCAGGACCCCCAGUACCACUACGACCACAGCCACAGGCCCUCCAGGGGAGAACCGCCGGCCCCGGGCCAGCAGGCCUCCAAGGACUUCAAGGCCUCCCAGUCGUAGCCUGGGAGACCUGCCUCCCCAGGACCAGCCCGCCUCCAAGGACUUCAAGACCUCCAAGGACUUCAAGGCCUCCCAGUCAUAGCCUGGGAGACCUGAAGCCCCAGGACCAGCCCGCCUCCAAGGAAUUCAAGGACUCCCAGUCGUAGCCUGGGAUACCUGCCACCCCCAGGGUCAGCUUGCCUCCAAGGAAUUCAAGGCCUCCAAGGACUUCAAGGCCUCACAGUCGUAGCCUGGGACGGAGGUUAGGAUGCCAAGUGGGUGGGGAGGGGGAGGCGAUCCAGGACUCACUUUUGGCCACCUCCUUGUCUCUCUGACUCUUUGCACUCUCUUGCUCUGUCCCCAUUUCACACUAAAGGAGAGUUGGGUUCUCACUUGACACGCAUUUCCACCAGUUCAACUGAAAUAUCCCCCAAAGAAUGGAAAUUGGGAAGGCUGAGUGGCAGCAAGGGAGCUGGUUAGCGGAAGUGUGGUAACCUAGCAACCACUAAGUUGUCCAUUUCGAUUGUUAUUCCUAAAACAAUUGUAAACAAUUGUUGCUGACUGAACAGUACAGGUACCUGCUGUGUCACAUGACUCUUUUUGCACUAUAUAUUGCACAAACAAGCUUUUUCCCUUAAGUCCACUAUGUUAAAAAAACAAAGUCAUAGAUCUUUUUUUUUUUUUUGCUUCUGACAUGUAUUUGCGAUUGCAUAUUUGGGAUCCCCAGUUGAUUAUAUGCGGUCAUUUUAAGUUUGAUGUUUAAUUUUGUAUUAUUUUAUGGUGUAGGUUUGCGAGAGCUUAUGUGUUUGUGCAUGGCUUUAAUGUCGUGGCCGUUGCUUCCAGACAGGAUCUCGACCCGGUUGUCUUAUAGCGGUCUGGCCCCGUAUCCCGGGGCGGAUCGGAGAGGUCCGUGCAAUGAUCGUUCAGCUGUACCCGACGCGAUCUGCGUCGUUUCAGGGAGCCUCAGAUAUGAAAGCACUCAGGAUAACUUUCCUUUUGUAAUCUUUCGAGCACGCAGUCUUUUUAGUUGGGGGGGGGGGGGGGGGGGGGGGGUGAAGGAGUAGCGAUGUCGCGGUGAAGCCUUAACUUCGUUCCCGAUGAUUGAUGCGAGAAACUGGAGCUUCUGAAGACUGCUCCGUUUUAGUCCCAUAGUCGGGAUUCUCGCCCGUGCUCAGCUUUUCUACAGGGAUGUUUUCUAGGUAGCCGUCGGUUUCCUCUUUUCCCUUCCGUCGAUACAUUCCAGACGUACUUGUUAAAAUGAUCGUAAUUUCGCCCAGAGGCGGGCCCGCAGAAAAAAAGAGUCAUUUUCUACAUCCAUUAAGCACGUUUCCCCGGCAACGAGGGAAUCUGUGACAUUCUGAGUUUGUGGCGAGAUUUCACUUUGUUUUUAAUGCUUUACCAAUACCAUUUUUUUCUUUUCUUGAAAUACGAGUCCCACUUUUUGUCCUGUGUCUACACCACUAGUUGGAAUGAAUUACAUUCCUACAUUGAAUGAGGAUGAGGCAUUGAUUGAAUUCGUUGAAUCUAAUAUAAUAAGAUGUAGCAAUAAGGCUUGAUGUCUUGCUACCCAGUUGAUACUGUACAUUCAUAUGGAAAUAAUCUUGUUUUGGAAUUUUACAUUUGAACAAUGUUAAGUGAAUAUAAUACCUUAUUGAACAGGAGGCAUGUCUUGGACCAAUACUUUUUAUUAAAGAUAUUUUUUAUGGGA